UCUAAUACGCCCUUGAUUUUACACUCACCACCCUCUCUCUCCUCUCUCAUCUCCCUCUCUUCUUGCUCUGUUUUGUUAUAUAAAGGAGUUAGGUGUUCUAAUGCACAUUGUCCAACUCCAAACCAACUACAAUUUUUGUCAGAGAGAGAGAGAGAAGGUUGAGAAUUCAAUCCUUCAUAGUCCUAUCCAUAAUUCCAAUAUGGAUUCCAACUUUAUCCAAUUAUUCCCAAAUUCAAAUCAAUCUUUCUCAUUAGAUGAGCUACUUCACUACCAUAAUUCACUCCCUUUCGAUGUCAAUGAUUCCGAAGAAAUGCUUCUCUUCGGAGUCCUAGCCGAAGGUGCGUCAAUGGACCACUCAUCAUCGGAAACAGCCUCCUCCGCCGCCACGGGUGGCGGCGGAGUCAAGGAGGAGGAAGUCACCUCCAUUGCAGCGUCAGAAGAAGAACCCAAGAAGGAAAAAGCAUACAGAGGAGUCCGGAGGCGGCCGUGGGGGAAAUUCGCGGCGGAGAUUAGGGAUUCGACGAGAAAUGGAAUCCGGGUUUGGCUCGGAACCUUCGACAGCGCGGAGGCGGCCGCCUUGGCCUACGACCAAGCGGCAUUUUCGACGAGGGGGGCGAUGGCGGUGCUCAAUUUUCCGGUGGAGAGAGUCCGGGAAUCGCUCCGGGACAUCAAGUGUGGCGGCGGUGGGGAGGAGGAGGGUUGUUCUCCGGUGGUGGCGCUCAAGAAGAGACACUCAAUGAGAAAGAAGUCAUUGGUUGCUAAAAAAAAGAACAAGGUUAAAGACAAGGUAGUGGUGGUGUUGGAGGACUUGGGAGCAGAGUACUUGGAGCAACUACUUAGUAAUUCUUCUUAGAAAUGGAGGGUAUUUUAGUCAAAUCAACAUCUCCCAAGCAACCUUUUUCCUUUUUUGGUUACAUUAUCAUCUUUUUUUUUUCUUUUUUUUUCUUUUCAAUUUUGUUUAGCUCUUCUCUCUUUGCUAUUUUCAGAAAGAAGGGUACCAAAUGUUUCCUUCGGGUUUCCUCAAACUGAAAAUUGGCCCUCGUUUGACCUUUUUGUUCACUUGUAAAUUUGGAAAUUGUUAAAUAUUUUGAGGUUCGCCAUCUCUUCGUACCGUA
This is a messenger RNA of Camellia sinensis, 1115 nucleotides long. Its product is annotated as ethylene-response factor C3. Gene Ontology annotation, biological process: ethylene-activated signaling pathway; regulation of DNA-templated transcription. Lineage: Eukaryota; Viridiplantae; Streptophyta; Magnoliopsida; Ericales; Theaceae. Gene Ontology annotation, molecular function: DNA binding; DNA-binding transcription factor activity. The record is from RefSeq and is a predicted model, not a curated record.